AUGUCAGGACCACCCCAACAGCCGCCGAGGACGGCCAGUGUAGGACCGCAGAAUGUUCCUCCCACUCCUCAUGCUCAACCACCACCUGCGCAACCGCAAUCGCAGCAGAAUUUAAAUCAGAUUGUACUCGAGUAUCUCGCCAAAAAGGGUUAUAAUCGAACGGAAGCGAUGCUGCGAAGAGAGAGCGCUCAUGCAGAUGCUGAAGGUCGACCUAUCAUCCGUCGUGCUGAGGAUGCUGGCGGAGAAAUGUACGAAAAAGCCUACGAACUCCUACUGAGAUGGGUCGAAAAGUCUCUGGAUAUCUACAAGGACGAGCUCGGUCGCUUACUAUGGCCCAUCUUUGUGCAUUCUUUCCUCGCUCUGGCCGCAAAUUAUUACCCUCGUCAAUGUGCCGCCUUCUUCAAAAACUACAAAGACCAAUUUGAGAAGGAACACCCAGACGACAUCCGCGCUCUCCAGUCAAUCAGCUUGCCAGAGCAUGUUCAGAGCAACCAUAUCGCCAAGCUCUACCGCGAAAACCACUACAGGCUCACAAUCACCGACCUCGCAUACUCGGCCUUGUUGCAGUUCCUAGAAGCACACGACACCGAGGGAGGCUCGGUCAUUCUGAAUCUACUCACAAAUCACAUCGAGCUGAAGCACGUAGAUCGAGUGGCCUCGGGAGCGGAGCGCAGUCUCGCGAGGAUCCUCGCAAAACAGCGAGGUAUUGCUGAUGUGCCAGCUGAAGAUGAGGGCAUUCCGGGACACAACCCUGGUUCUGCAAACACAGAUCGUAACGCGCCGCCAGUCUUGGCGAAACUCGCGCUUGCGCCGAUGCCCAUGGAAGCAGACUUGAUGGAAGACGUAAAAGCAGAGCUUCAAGAGCAUGAUUCGCUGCACCCACCUCCGCCAGGCCGUAACACGCUAGUUGAGGAGUUCGAGCAGUGUAUCAAGCAAGAGCCUAACGACGACGCGCCAUCACGCGAACAAAUCCCCUUCCCGCCUUCUCUCGCUCGUGACGUCGCCAUGGAGGUGCAAAGGAUCAAGGAGAACCGUGAUAGGUUCAAGAUCGAGAGCAGAACAGACGGUGUUGGUCCAGGUGUCGGCGUGACAAUGUUUACCUAUCACAACACCUUCGACAGCAUUAACUGCAUUGAGUUCUCUGGCGAUGAGAAACUUGCGGCCGUUGGAACAGCAGAAUCUUACAUCCGGGUUUGGUCGCUCGACAACAAGCCCCUCGUCUCUCCUCUCGACCCUCCCACUCAACAAAUUUCCUCAUCACGACGAUUAAUAGGACACUCCGGUCCUGUUUACGGCCUCUCUUUCUCCCCGUCUAUUGCUCUCCCCGCAACUGCCGCGCAAACUAACGGCAGCGGCAAUAAUGACUCACAAACAUCACCUUCCCACCCUCGCUACCUCCUUUCAUGCUCCGCAGACAGCACUGUCCGCUUGUGGUCGCUCGACACCUUCACCAACUUGGUAGUCUACCGCUCUCACACUUCUCCCGUCUGGGAUGUGAAAUUCUCUCCUUUCGGCCACUACUUCGUCUCGAGUGGCGCCGACAGAACAGCUCGUAUGUGGAGCACAGCGCAGAUUGCUCCUCUACGAUUGUUUGUUGGGCAUGAUAGUGAUGUCGAAGCCAUCUCAUGGCACCCCAACUCAGCCUAUGUCUUCACCGCCGCAGGCAGCCCGGACCGCAGCAUUCGCAUGUGGGAUGUGCAGCGCGGCAGUGCCGUACGUUUGUUCACUGGCCACACUGGCAACGUGACGAGCAUCGCCUGUGCUCCCAAUGGCAAACUUGUUGCCAGUGCCGACGAUCGUGGCGAGAUCCUGCUCUGGGAUCUGGCAACCGGUCGCCUGGUCAAGCGCAUGAAGGGUCACGGUCGCGGUGGUAUCUGGACUCUAGACUGGAGCAUCGAGAGCACCGUUCUCAUCUCUGGUGGCGCAGACUGCACAGUCAGAGUCUGGGACGUGCAACCACCAACCGUGUCCAACGGAAGCGACGCAAAGGCGCUCACCGACGGUGGCAUGAACGGCAAAGAUGGAGGCCCUGGUGCUGGAGGAGCAGCUGCUAACAAGAACAAGAAGGCCAAGGAUGUCGUGGUCUCGCCUGACCAGAUCAGCGCUUUCCCUACAAAGAAGAGCCCGGUAUACAAGGUCAGGUUCACACAGAUGAACCUGGUCAUGGCCAGUGGCGCAUACCUGCCUUGA
Messenger RNA from Aureobasidium vineae, 2190 nucleotides. Lineage: Eukaryota; Fungi; Ascomycota; Dothideomycetes; Dothideales; Saccotheciaceae. The record is from the annotation of a GenBank genome assembly.